This is a messenger RNA of Pantherophis guttatus, 3378 nucleotides long. The record is from RefSeq and is a predicted model, not a curated record. Lineage: Eukaryota; Metazoa; Chordata; Lepidosauria; Squamata; Colubridae.
GGCGUGAGGACCCUCCUGGCCCCCUCCGUUGGGUCUCCUGCGGGAGGAGGAGGUCCGGAUCCUGUGCGCCUGUUGCGCUUGGCGGUCCGGAUUCCGGAGCAAAAAGUCGAGCUGCGUCCCCCUCCUCCCCGGACCUCGGGAGACGCCAGAUUGCGGGAGGUCGCUGUGGAACCGCAGCGCAUCGCGGAAAGGAGUUGCGAUGACUUCUCUGUGGAGCAGCAACCCCCUCCCCCCCCAGGAAGGGCCAGGUUAAGAAGCCCCGGGGGGGGUUGCCCCCCCCCCCACGACUCCGCAACUCCACCGACGAGGUUGUCGUGGGGAGGAGCUAGUGGCCGGUCUCGGAGAGGCUCCCGGGAUCAGGCCCAGGUGCUUCCUGCCGGCGGCGAGACUCACACCGAAGCCAAUGUGGGGCUUCCUGCUGCUGCUGCUGCUGGGCCUGUCCCCGCCGCCGGGCUCGCCCAUGCCCCCGCCCCCCGCCCAGAAUGAGUCCGGGCCGGACCCGCAGAGCCCCGGCCCCUCCCCCGGCCCUCCGGCGACCUCCCCCCUGCUGCCCAGCCACAGCGAAGCCCCCGCCUUGCGCCUGAACCUGGGGCUCAACGUCCAGGUGAAGGUGCGCAGCCAGGGGAAGGGGCAGCCCCCCGAAGGGCCCGGGAGAGCCGCCACCAGGCCGCCCCCGCCCCGCGGCCAGCCGGACGCCUCCGCUCAGUCCCCAGCCGGGGCCGCGGGAAGCUCCGCGGGCGCCGGGCCGGCUGAAGAGCCGCUCGCUGGUCCCACGGCCGGCGCGAGCAAUGGCUCCUCCUCGCCACGCGCCCCUGCGGCUCCCCGGCCCUCCGCGACCCCCCUCCGGCCACGGGAGCACAGCAGCGAGCUCGAGUUCCAGGUGGACAUCGGCCUGAGCGCCGGGCUGGGCCAGGAGCCGGGCGCGGGGCUCGGCGGCGGCGGCGGCGGCAGUCUCCUCCCUGUCCUGGCCGACGCCUUGGGGAUGGCCGGCCAAGGAGGGGGGCCCGGUCUGUUUGGCUUCACUCUGCCUCCUGAGCUGUGGAAGCCCCCAGAGUGGAAUGUCACGGGAAGCCCCGAGGAAGAACCCGAGGACCUCCUCUCCACUGCUGAAGGGACCCCGGAGCCAGGACCAUCGGAGUCCAGUGGCAGCCCCACAGCCCCGCCGGGCAGUGAGGAGGCAUUCGUGGCGCUGCCCGCCUGCCUGCCCGACCGGCCCGACACCUGCGGCUCCCCUCGGCCAGAACCCGGCACACCCCAGCUGCUGCCUGGUGGGCCCCUCUUUGUGCCCCUGCACUCGGACUGGAUGGCGGCGCUGGCUGCAUGGGGGCCAGCCUGGGAAGGUCAUGUCUACGGUGCUGGCACCCUCUUCGCCCUGCUGGCAGCACUGGCCCUGCUGGCCCUGCUGGCUCUGCCCUGCCGCCGCCGCCUGGCUGCCCCCGAGGGCCGCCUACUGGGCCUGCUUCACCUGCUGCUACUGGGGGCUGGCAGUGCCCGGGCCGGGCUACUCUUUGGCCAGGCUGACGGGCGGCAUCCGGAGCGGCUCCCUGCGCUGGCGGUGCGGCUGUUGCGUGACCUUCCGCUGCCCUGCCUGACCUCGGCUCUGGCCGCUGCCCUGCUGCUGCUCUUGCGGCGCCCGCGGUCCAAGCUCUCAGCACACCCUGGCCUCCGCCCACCCUGCCUUCUGGCCCUGCUGCUGUUGGGUCACUUCUCAGCAGCUGCAGGCGCCGUCUUGGCUGCCGAGCGGCUGCCAGUGCUGCUGCUGGCCUCGCGGGGGCUCUUUGCACUCCUGGCUGCGCUGCUUUCGGCCACCCUGCUGGGCUGCUCCUGCUUGGUGCGGGGGGAAGUGGCCCAGAUCUACGACCUCCGGAAUGCCCCGCCGCUGCCAGCCUGCCAGGGCUCCUUUGCCAGCGGCCGCCGGUGGAGCCGCGCUGCCCGCGCCGCCUCACCUGCCGCUGCCUUCGGGCUGCUGAGUGCCGGCCUUCACACCUACUCAGUGCUGCACGUGCUGGGCUACGGGCUUAGCCCGGCACUCUUUGGGCCCUGGCCCUGGUGGGCACUGCAGCUCUCGUGCCGGCUGUGUGAGGCAGGCGUGGGGCUGCCACUGGCCGCCUUUGGCCUCUACCUCACCUGCGGCUGCUCUGCCACUGCCUGCUGCCGCCGCCUGGCCUUCCAUUCAGGCCAGGCCGCUGCCAAAGCCCCAGUGCUGCCCAGCAGCCUCCACUGGGCGCUGUCCCAGCAUGAGAAACUGGCUGUGUGCGGCGACACGGUGGUCCGCAGCCAGUCUGACUACCUCCCGCUGUGCGCUGUGCCCACAGAGGGGCCCCUUGAUGCCCGCUGCGCUGCGCCCACCUGGUCGGUCCUCAGCCUGGCUGUGGAGGCAACGGAUCCCACCGCCGACUUCCAGCCGCCCUCGCCCAUCGACCUGCGCCGUAGCAUCGACGAGGCACUGUCCAGCGAAGGGCUCCUCCAGGGUAGCGGUGCCUUCUCCGCCUCCAGCAUCCUCUCACUGGUCUCGCCCACCGAGCACCACCUGCCCCACGCCGUUUCCUGCCUGGAGCUGGCCCUGGUUCAGCCGCAGGACGACGGGGUGGCUGCUCUGCAACCCCAUGGGGCCGCCACCUGGCCCUCCUCCCUCUCCAGCCCCAGCAGGAGUGCUGCGGGGCCUUCCCCAAGCCAUGCAGGCUCGCUCCCAGCUUCUCCGGCUGCCAGAGACCCACCCGGAGGCCCGCCUGAGCACUACCAGGAGUCCCUGGCCUCGGUGGGGCAGCUCAGAGAGGAUGCAUCCUGCAUACAGGAGCCGGUGGAUGUUAGCCGGCAGGCCGAUGCUGUCAGUGUUGGCAGCGACACCAUAGAUUUAUAACCCCCUGGAACCCCCAGGAUGGACGCCUGCCCCAGCCUCGGAUCUGAGCUCACUGUGGGUCUGCUACGGGUGGGUGCCCAGCUUGUGAGGGACAGAUAGGCAGGGGUCUCUGGCCAAGCGGGAGGCGCACUUUGCCUCUUCCCACAUCAUUCUGCCUCUGCACAAAGGGCCGGUUUCUAAAACUCACCGAGCUACUCCCUGUGCAAACACAGAUGCUGGGUCUUCAGCGGACUCACUUAAGCGUGUUGUGGGAACAGAAGCAACGGGUCGGGGUUCUGCCGUUGCACAGCCACCCCCUCCCCUCCUGCUAGCGAAAAGGGUUGCCCCUUCCCCAUCCCCUCCUUGCUGGGGGCCAGCCAAGGUCGCACUGAAAUGACCCCCCCCUUCCCAAUCUUCAAAGCCAGCAAAAAGAGCGGGUGACUCUGUUCUUUGGAGGGUGGGGGGAGAAAAUCCAAAUCCUCCCUCCUUCCCCAGAAGGGAACCGAAGCUCUGGAAUUUUAAUAAAAGGAUUUUAUGGA